Molecule: messenger RNA, 498 nt
Organism: Trichoderma gamsii
Lineage: Eukaryota; Fungi; Ascomycota; Sordariomycetes; Hypocreales; Hypocreaceae
Exons: 1
Coding region: 1-498 (165 amino acids)
Source: RefSeq, a predicted model, not a curated record
AUGGUUGAGCAACUUCAUUACGACACGGGGUGCCCCGCCAUAAAGAAUAUUCGCGAUCCUCACGGCCGUGAGCAGGUUUGUGCAACCCAGGCAGCCGCCCGUGCCUGUCGACGCCUUUCCGCUUCCAGCUUUGAACAGUCUUGUUCGAGGAAAGCCUACGCCACACGAGGAGACCAUGUGCUGGGCAGCCAGAUUCUUGGACUCUGGCCAGCAAUAGCCCAAGCCAUGGCUCAACACCUGCCCACACCGGCCGGUCAGCCUCAGUCCGCCGAGGUACUAGUCGCGGUGCUAGCGCUUGUGGGAGAUGCCAUCACCAUCUCCACCACAUUUGACUUUGCAGCUCCGGCCGGCUCGACAUCAGCCGCGAAUGAUGUCUGUGAUGCACACCACGCUAUCUUUGCCAAUAGCUCGAUACGAUGUAGACAGCCAUUCUAUUGGACAAGGGCGCUGCAGACGCCGUGGAUGCGAAUAUUCUUCACGCCCAUGUGGUUCUUGUAA